GCCUCGGCUGCUCAGCUGUCUUUGUUCCCAAUUUUUUAAAAAUGGUAGACGAGGGUACUAGGAAAACAUUAAGCAACAUACCUUUACUAAAAACUAAAGCAGGUCCCAGAGAUAAAGAAUUAUGGGUUGAAAGGUUAAAAGAAGAGUACCAAUCUCUAAUUAAGUAUGUACAAAAUAACAAAGCAGCAGAUAAUGACUGGUUCAGAUUGGAAUCGAAUAAGGAAGGCACAAAGUGGUUUGGAAAAUGCUGGUUCAUCCACGACCUUCUGAAAUAUGAAUUCGAUGUAGAGUUUGAUAUUGCAGUAACUUACCCUACAACGGCACCAGAAAUAGCUCUUCCAGAACUUGACGGAAAGACUGCGAAAAUGUACAGGGGUGGAAAGAUAUGUUUAAGUGAUCAUUUUAAACCAUUGUGGGCGAGAAAUGUACCUAAGUUUGGAAUUGGCCAUGCGAUGGCUCUAGGGCUUGGACCAUGGCUAGCGGUUGAGAUUCCGGAUUUAAUAGCUAAGGGUGUAAUAACGUAUAAAGAGAAAACUGGAUAGAAGAAAUUUAUAGUUAAUUAUUUAUAAAAGUACCACUAAUUUUAUUAUUUUUUUAAAGAAAAUUUAAAAAAUUUGUAAUUGUGUAUUAACAUUAUUCUAAGCUUAUUUUUUGCUUUUCUAAUAUAUGAUGUUAAAAGAU
Anoplophora glabripennis (Asian longhorned beetle) is the source of this 681-nucleotide messenger RNA. RefSeq names its product ubiquitin-fold modifier-conjugating enzyme 1 (gene Ufc1). The record is from RefSeq and is a predicted model, not a curated record. Lineage: Eukaryota; Metazoa; Arthropoda; Insecta; Coleoptera; Cerambycidae. The transcript has 4 exons. The coding region runs from base 42 to 542 and encodes 166 amino acids. Gene Ontology annotation, biological process: protein K69-linked ufmylation. Gene Ontology annotation, cellular component: cytoplasm. Gene Ontology annotation, molecular function: UFM1 conjugating enzyme activity.